Punica granatum (pomegranate) is the source of this 2606-nucleotide messenger RNA. The record is from RefSeq and is a predicted model, not a curated record. Lineage: Eukaryota; Viridiplantae; Streptophyta; Magnoliopsida; Myrtales; Lythraceae.
UAACUAUUAAGUAAAAUUACACGUGAUAAACAUAUUUGAUAAGCGCAAUUCAAAUGGAGUAAUCCCUACUUCGCUGCAAUCCUGAUUUUUGAUAUCCUACAACAGUUCAACAUGGAUCCGCCGUGAAAGCUGAAAAGGGGUGAAAGGCCAUUGGACCUGGCGAGAUCCCAAGGGGGAGAAUUUGAGGGUGAAGGGUCGGAGGACACAAGGCGCAAGGUAGGGGCGAGUUAACCGGAGAAGGAAAUGCCGCCACCGGGAGGGUGAGGAUGAAGCUGUCACCGCUUGGAGAGGGAGGAGGGAGGGAGGAGCAAAACAAUCAGUCUGCAAAAACUACCGACACGGCGGUGGAGGAGAGAGGACAGUCUCCGGUGGGAGGUAGGCGGGGACCUCUCAUCGGCUAUGCACGGGCCAUUGCUUUCAGCCCAUUUCAUAUUCUACGGGCCAUUCUGGUGGGCCUGGCUUCUUCUCAUGGGCUCAUUACUCUACGUUUCCUGCCACGUCAUCUUCUUGUUCCCUCGUCUCGAUAGGGGAAAGCAUUAAACCCCGACGAGCAACUGUCCCACUGAAGUCUGAACAGGGGAGAACCUUAACAGACUGGGCAUCAAUGGCGCCCAAAACCCUCUCGACCUUUCUCUCUCCUUUCCCUCUCCCUCAUCGUUUCACCGAAGCGAGCCCGAGAUUCAUCGUAAUUCACCGGAAGGCAGCUCGUCCCAUCUCGUGCAAGUCCGAGCAAUUGGACACCGAGUACCGGAGGCGCAGCUCCGAAGCGGAGCCUGAAGGCGUCGGUGCAGCUUCACCGACCAGAGGAGAGCUCUUCCUAGAGCACCAGCGGUCGAAGGAGGCUGUAAAGCUGGCGAUGAGGGAUGUCAAGAAGAAGGACAAGAGGAGGAAGGACAAGCUGUUGAAGGUUAAUACGGCUGUUGCGCCCUGUUAUGGCUGUGGCGCUCCUUUACAGACGUAUGAGGUGGAUGCUCCGGGUUAUGUUGACCCGGAUAUUUACGAACUGAAGAAGAAGCAUCACCAGCUCCGAACUGUUCUUUGUGGGAGAUGCCGGCUUCUAUCUCAUGGCCACAUGAUCACUGCUGUGGGAGGAAAUGGAGGUUAUUCUGGUGGGAAACAGUUCGUUACGGCGGAAGAGCUGCACGAGAGGCUGUCCCAUUUGCAGCACAAGAAAGCGCUUAUUGUCAAAUUGGUUGAUAUUGUGGAUUUCAAUGGCAGCUUUUUGUCUCGUGUACGUGAUCUUGUUGGUGCAAAUCCCAUAAUAUUAGUUGUCACAAAGGUGGAUCUACUUCCAAAAGGAACUGAUUUCAACUGUAUAGGAGAUUGGGCUGUUGAUGCAAUUACCAGGAAAAAACUUAAUGUUCUCGGUGUCCACCUUACUAGUGCAAAAUCUCUGACUGGAAUUGCUGGAGUUGUUUCAGAAAUUCAGAAGGAGAAAAAGGGACGGGAUGUCUACAUCCUGGGCGCAGCUAAUGUUGGAAAAUCUGCCUUUAUCAGUGCCUUUUUAAGACUGAUGGCACAGAAAGAUCCGGUGGCAGCAGCAGCUCGGAUGUACAAACCUGUGGAAUCUGCUGUCCCAGGAACAACCCUUGGUGUAAUUCAAAUCAAUGCCUUCCCGGGAGGAGGGAAACUUUAUGACACACCGGGAGUGCACCUCCAUCACAGGCAAGCUGCAGUCAUCCAUUCAGAAGACCUUCCUGCCCUAGCUCCUCGAAAUCGACUAAGAGGGCAAUCAUUUCCUAUGACAGGGCAAGCAGGUUCUGGCGGCUUAAAUGGGCUUUCAAUAUUCUGGGGUGGUCUUGUCAGGAUUGACGUCUUGAAGGUCCUCCCAGAGACACACUUGACGUUUUAUGGGCCUAGAGCUCUGCAAAUACAUGUUGUACCCACCGAAGAAGCUGAUGAGUUUUACCAGACUCAUAUGGGAGUUCUAUUGACUCCUCCGUCCAGUAAAGACAGAGUGACCGACUGGAAAGGUCUUGAAACACAGAGACAGCUGCGUAUCAAUUUUAAGGAUUUCGAGAGGCCUGCAUGUGAUGUAGCUGUAUCAGGCCUAGGAUGGAUUGCCGUUGAACCUGUAAAGAAGUGGCUUGGAAAUUCGAAUUUGGAUGUGGAAGGAGCACCCAAAGAGUUGCAUUUCACUGUCCACGUUCCUCGACCUGUCGAGAUUUUUGUCAGGCCUCCUAUUCCAGUUACUAAGGCUGGAGCAGAGUGGUAUCAAUACCAAGAACUUACCGAGAAGGAAGAGGAAGUGAGGCCACAAUGGAGCUUUUGAAAACUGGCAUGAUCAACUGUAGAUAAAUUCGGCCGUAAAAUAGAAUCUUCCCUAGAGGUUGAACUGGCUCACAGUCUAACAUCCACUCCGGGGGGAAGAUAUGAAGAACGAGGGGAAGGCCGAGCUCAGAUUUACGAGAACUUUACGGGGUUCGGAUCAUAUUUGUAUGAAGUUGGCUGAGAUGGAGGACUUGUCUGAUGUAGUUUGGUAAAUUAUAUUACCUUUAAAAAGUGCAGAAAAUAAUUUGAUUCGUCCAUAUUUUACAUGGACUUAGGGCCCUUUAUUGAGGGUGCAGUCCCAUGCUACCACAAUGUAGAUAAGUUUGAUUCUAGUU